Molecule: messenger RNA, 1273 nt
Organism: Oncorhynchus mykiss (rainbow trout)
Lineage: Eukaryota; Metazoa; Chordata; Actinopteri; Salmoniformes; Salmonidae
Gene: inh
Product: inhibin
Cellular component (GO): extracellular region
Molecular function (GO): growth factor activity; cytokine activity
Source: RefSeq, marked provisional
CCAUGCAGAGUGGUCCUUCUACCGUCCUCUCCUGUGCCCUGUUACUCCUGUGGACCCAGACCCUGACCCAGGCCUGCCAGGGGGACGAGCUGCCUCGUGACGUGGUGUUGGACUGGUUCAAACAGCGCCUCCUGGAUGGGUUAGGGCUGGAGCAGCCCCCGAGCCCAGCCACCAGGCCCCUGACGGGCAGAGAGAGAGCAGAGGCAGGGCGAGGUCACCGGAGAUCCACCAGGGUAGGGAGGACAGCCUGGGCACAGGACCACAGGAGGCAUCACCAGGAGAGCCAUGAGCAAGUCAUCCUCUUCCCCAGCUCUGACUCUACCUGUGAUAGCUCAGACUCCCCAUCAGAGAGAGCGACCAGCCACUUCACCUACUACUUCCAAUCCUCCCUCGACAACCAGGAGUCUGCCAUUACUUCAGCCAAUUUCUGGUUCUAUGCCGGCGAAGGGGCCAGCAGGAACAUCACCCCUCUCUUCCUCCUCACUUCAGACCAGCAGCUCCUCCAGGUGGCAGAGUUUCCGGCCAAGACCACCGCUGAUGGCUGGACCACCUACCACUUCGAGCACCACCUCCUCAGCGCCCUGACCCAAGGCCCCUUCGUACUCCAGGUGCGCUGCCCCGCCUGCGAAUGCCACGCUAACGAAGCCGACAAAAUGCCAUUCCUCCACCUGCACACCCGACCUCACGGCCCAGACCGCUCCCCACGGCGAGCGGCCGCCACCAUUCCCUGGUUCCCAUCGUCCAUCGACCUCCUGAUGCGGCCAUCGCAGCAGAAGCCAGAGUACAGUGACUGUCAGCGGGAGAUGAUCAACAUCUCGUUCCAGGAGCUGGGCUGGGACAACUGGAUCGUUCACCCGAGUUCCAACUUCUACUACUGUCAUGGCACCUGCUCGGCUUUGGACCGCACCACUGCUAUUCUGGGGAUCAAACAGUGCUGCGCCCCGGUCCCUGGGACCAUGAGGUCACUACGGUUUACCACUACGUCUGACGGAGGGUACUCCUUUAAAUACGAGACCCUUCCCAACAUCAUACCAGAGGAGUGCACCUGUAUCUAGGCCUAAAACCUCUGAGAUGGGCUCCGUUUUUCCAAGUAAGAUUAAUAGUUAUGCUGGUGUAAUCUAGGCCAGGGCAACUGUCGGAGAAAACCUAGGCUAGACCUAUAACUGAUAAGCCUGUAUUUGUCAUGCACCAAGAUUAUAGAGCAAAAUAAAGUUUGUUAUUGAUACAGCUACACAAGAUGCAUUUUUAAUCAAAAUAAUUUAAGAAACUGAAA